Messenger RNA from Staurois parvus, 272 nucleotides. Lineage: Eukaryota; Metazoa; Chordata; Amphibia; Anura; Ranidae. The record is from the annotation of a GenBank genome assembly.
AUGGGUCGCUCUCAGGAGCUCAGUGAACUCAAGCGUGGUCCCGUGAUAGGUUGCCACCUGUGCAAUAAGUCCAUCCGUGACAUUUCCUGGCUACUAAAUAUUCCACGAUCAACUGUUAGUGGUAUUAUAACAAAGUGAAAGCAACUGGGAACAACAGCAACUCAGCCAUGAAGCUGAAGCGCACAGAAGUCGCCAACUAUCUGCAGAGUUAAUAGCUAAAACUUCAUGUGGUCUUCAGAUUAGCACAACAACAGUGAGUAGAGAGCUUCAUG